Molecule: messenger RNA, 942 nt
Organism: Tachysurus fulvidraco (yellow catfish)
Lineage: Eukaryota; Metazoa; Chordata; Actinopteri; Siluriformes; Bagridae
Product: olfactory receptor-like protein OLF3
Exons: 1
Coding region: 1-942 (313 amino acids)
Biological process (GO): G protein-coupled receptor signaling pathway
Cellular component (GO): membrane
Molecular function (GO): G protein-coupled receptor activity; olfactory receptor activity
Source: RefSeq, a predicted model, not a curated record
AUGGCUCAAAAUGUUUCAGGAAAAAACAUCAAUGAAUUUGUAUUUACAGGAUUUGACACGUUAGAAAACCCGGUGUCUGUUGGUAUUGCCAUACUUGCUGUAUACAUUCUUUUAAUGCUUGCUAACCUUGCAAACAUAUAUGUUAUUGUCAUUGAUAAACAUCUACACCAGCCAAUGUAUGUCUUUAUCUGCAAUUUAGCAAUUGUAGACAUGCUCUACUGUACAAGUUCAUGUCCAACUAUGAUAGCCAUCCUUAUAGUUGGCUUUAAAACCAUUUCUUAUGCACCAUGCAUUAUUCAGAUGUAUGGUUUUGGUUUGGGUUAUGUCAUGGAAGUGUUCACUAUUUCUGUCAUGGCUUUUGACCGAUUAGUUGCCAUAAUCAAGCCACUGCACUACCAUUCCAUUCUGACAAAUGCACGUUCUGUUGUUCUCACUUUUUUGCUGUGGAUUCUGGGAUCUCUUGCAACAGCAAUUAUGCCUGGUUCUGCGGUUCCUUUACCAUUAUGCUCCUCAACUAUAAAGUAUGUUUUUUGUGAUUAUGCAGCUGUUGUCAGAACGACUUGUGUAGAUCCAAAUCCGUAUUUUAAUUUAAUGUCAAGUUUCACCUUUUUCCUGUUGUUUGGAACUUUCAGUUUCAUUUGUUUAACCUAUCUUAAAAUAGUUAUUGUUGUCGUUAAAAUGACCUCUAAAAGCAGCAAGAAAAAAGCAUUUCAUACUUGCUUAAGUCAUUUAUUUGUGAUAAUCAGCUAUUAUGUACCUGCAUUUAUUUUGCUAGUUCUGACCAGGUUUGGGGUAGCCUUAUCACUUGAUGAAAGAAAUGGUCUGAGGGUUGGGACAAUUCUUGGUCCUUCUUUAUUUAAUCCUUUUAUAUAUUGUUUUAGAACUAAAGAGAUUCGAAAUAAAAUAUUAAGAAUUGUGUCAAAAGUUGAACCAACUAAAUAA